AUGACUCCUCCGAAGUACAAAAUCCAAUUAGAAAAGCCAAUCCCACCACCACCUCCACCACCACCAGUAUAUAAUGGUCGUGGACCUUCUACAACAUUUAAUAUGCCUCAAGCUCCAGUUGCAAAUCCAAAUAAUCAGCAUUUUCAAUAUAAUAUGACAAUUCCUGAAUUAUUACCACCACCACCUGGAGCUCAACCACCACCAGUUCCUGGAGGUUUGCUUCCUCCUGAUAAAUCCAAUCAAAAUGUUCCACCAUCACCACUUGAAAAAUUAUUAUCCUCUGGUAUUCCAGGUGGUGCUGAUGCACAACUUGGACAGGAUGCUAUCCAUGAUGCACACAAAUUUACUGAUAUAUUUGGAAGCCAAUUUAUCCCAGAUACGGCAAUGAUGAAUUCUAUUUCAGUUUUGAUGAACAACAAAGGCGAUAAAAAGGCCAAAUUUAAUUUCAAUCCAGGAAUGUUCCAGAGUCCUGAUGCGUUUAUGGUAAUGCCUCCACCAGCUCCUCAAAAAGAACUCAACUUAAAGGCAAACGCAGCACUUUCGUUUACUCCAGAAGCAUCGAUUACAUUUUCUCGUGCUGUAUACCCAACAAUCCAAGCUUGCAUUGAUGCAGCACCAAACAAAUCAUACAUUUAUAUUCCUACCGGAAUUUAUCCAGAAAGACUCAAAAUAAACAAGAAAGUUGCCUUAGAGGGAACAGGAAGUAUAUCGAUAUGCGGUGCCGAUAUAACAGAUAACUGCUCUUUACAUAAAAUUACUUUUCAAUGCGACAACCAUGGCAAAGGAGGUGAUGUAAACAUAACGAAUCACGCAAUUGUAUCAUUUUCUAAUGUAUCUUUCUUUACAAAUGAAACCAACGCCCUUGCAAUUAAGGAAGAUUCGAUUGUUACUCUUGCUGACUGUAAGAUUACAUCAUUGAUGCUUCCAUGCGUCUUUGUUAAUGCACAAUCCUCCAUUCUCGCCACAAAUUCUAACUUCGAAGGCUCUCAAACAUACGGCAUUCUUUUGGCAGAUGAAUCCUCAGCACAUAUAGAGAAUUGCAUCCUCAAAAGGAACGGUAAAGCAGCUAUCUGCACUACAGGAACAUCGACAGUUACAAUUGUAGGAUCACAAAUCGAGUUUAAUAACGAUGCCAUAGAAAUCAACGAAACAGGCCAAGUAAACAUCAACAAUUCAUCGAUAUCUCUUAACCAAGAUUACGGUAUUAUCAUCAAAUGCCGCUCAUUCGUUCAAGUCAAGAAUUGUAAUUUUGAUUCCAACAAAGAAGGAUCAGUUUUAGCCUACAACAACGGUAUAUUCUUCAGUUUUGACAGUUUAUUCAAAGGAUCCCCCGACAAACCAAUCAUUUACUUAGCAGGAGGAGCGCAAAUGAGCUCAUCCGGAGACAACUUCUCAGGAAAGUGUCUCGGCGCUAUUGCAUCAGCCUCAAAGUCCGAAAUCUACUGCGAGAACUCCAGUUUCAGCAUGCAAGGAUCCGGAAUUAUCGCAAAUCAGUCCACAAUCACCUUACAAGACAUAUCAUGUUCAGCAACAGUUAUGGCCGUCCAAGUUGCCAGCUCUUUCAUCGAAGUGAAGAACUCGAAAUUCGCAUCUGACCAAACAACAUUUUCAUUGGCCGGAAUCAGAGGAACAGUUAUCAACUGUGAUUUCACGGGAAAGAGCAUUGGCGCAGCGAUAAACAACGUUGAAUUGCGAUUUGUCAAUUGUUCGUUCAUUGGCUAUAAUCAAGCUGUUUCUGUUGCAGUUGGAAAACCAUUGUUCGACCAAUGUUCAUUCAAAACAAACCAAACAGGAAUUGAAAACAACGAUGGAACAUUGUCGCUGACUAAUUGUGUUUUCGAACAUAACGGAACACACAUCAACCACAAGAACAACCAGAUGCAUGUUACUAAAUGCAAAUUCUUGUCUGCACAACAAUCCGCGUUUAUUCAGACAGGAGGAAAAGUUGCAAUUACAGAAACAGAGUUCAAAUCGAAUAAGACAGGUGUUGAUGCUUCAUCAUCAGAGAUAUUGAUUGAUUCAUGUACAUUCACAAGCAAUGGAAUGUUUGGUGUACAAGUUCGCGGAAAAUCAUCAUUAAUUAUAUCUAAAUCUAAGUUCACUGACCAUUUCAAGUCCCUUUUGUUGAUUGCUUCUCGCAGUGCAAUUAAUGACUGCACAUUCGAACAGGCAUCAUGCGGACACAUUGAGUUGAUGAGAUCUAAUGUCAACAUGGAUAAUUGCACAGUAUCUAACACUCCAUGCGGAUUCCAAGUCACAGAGUCAUCAAUGCUUUCUUUCGUUAAUUCAUCAGUGAAAUCAUGCGAGAAAGGACUUAACGUUAUUGGUCCUAAAUCAUCUGCAUCAGUUGUUAAUGUUAGAUUUUCACAGACAUUGACUCCUUUCUCAGGAGAUGUCCAGAGAAUCAAACAACAAAACUUAAUUGUUGAAUAA
This is a messenger RNA of Trichomonas vaginalis G3, 2433 nucleotides long. RefSeq lists its product as uncharacterized. Bases 1 to 2433 code for a protein of 810 amino acids. NCBI's taxonomy places the organism in Eukaryota, Parabasalia, Trichomonadida, Trichomonadidae. Gene Ontology annotation, biological process: regulation of apoptotic process; ubiquitin-dependent protein catabolic process; protein ubiquitination. The record is from RefSeq and is a predicted model, not a curated record. The transcript has a single exon.